Molecule: messenger RNA, 1782 nt
Organism: Ostreococcus lucimarinus CCE9901
Lineage: Eukaryota; Viridiplantae; Chlorophyta; Mamiellophyceae; Mamiellales; Bathycoccaceae
Product: MscS family transporter: small-conductance mechanosensitive ion channel
Exons: 1
Coding region: 300-1721 (473 amino acids)
Biological process (GO): transmembrane transport
Cellular component (GO): membrane
Source: RefSeq, a predicted model, not a curated record
CGACGAUGCGCGGCGCGAUGCGCGCGCGUGGAAUCGCGCCCGACGCCGCCGCGCGUCCGACGCCGCGCGCGCGCGUCGGAUGUCGACGAACGACGGCGCGAUGCGUCGAACGACGCACGCGCGGCGAACGAUCGAUGACGCUCGUGUGCGUCGGAGACGACGCGCGCGCGCGACGAUGCGCGCGCGCGCGAGCGGGCGCGGCGGGAGAAGGGGCGCGGAGCGACGACGGGAGCGAACGCUCGCCGGAUGAUUUGAAAAAGAAGCUGUCGAAAAAGCUCGAGAGCGUCAAGGCGACGUCGAUGGCGAAGUUCUCGGGAUCGUCGAGCGAUUUCGAUGAACACGACGACGAUGAGUUGGUCGCGGGGGUGCUGACGAAAAAGGCGACGAAGAAUGUGAUGUUGCUCGUCGCGCUCGUCGCGGCGGUGGCGUCGGUGACGUACCUCGUGACGAUGGUUUCCAUGAACGCCGAACGCGGGUUGGCCGACGUGCUGUACACGCUCGUGUUCGACGACGUGUGGGCGAACAUCGCGAUUACGGUUUUGGUUUUGUACACGGGAGCGAUUAAAAAGGCGGUAGAAUUCGCGCUGACGACGACGGCGACCUUUGUGCGACCGACGCGCGUGAACAUGCUUUGGUGGGUUUCUCUGUUUUGCCUGCGAUCCAUCAAGCACGUGACCAACAUCAUCCGAAAUACGUUCGUUUGGAGCCUCGGGAACCAGAUUUGGUCUUUGAUUCCGCUCGGGAUCGAUUUGAUCAAGUUUGACCCCGAAACUACCGCCGAUGGUGUCGAUCACGUGCACUCGCUCUUGACGACGAUGUUCGACGCGAACAACGACGGCGUCGUCACCACGACUGAGGUGCAAAUGUGGUUCGUCGCCAAGACUUUGCGGUUGCUGUGGUGCUUCUACUUUCUCGAUCUCAGCCGAUGGUUUAUGUCGUUGAAAGCGGCGCCGACAAUACAAGAGAUGAGAACUCGAGGAUCGAGUUACGACCGCGAAGACUUUUUGUCGCAAGCGCUUCGACACCACUACGCAGGUUUGAGAGGCGAUCGAGGCGUGUCCUGGGAUUCUCAAGCUCGAAGCGCGCUUAUCGACAAAGCGUUAACCGUGGCGACGUAUCUUUUGACCUCUUAUUGGUGCUUGAGCGCGCUUGGGGUGAACAUGACUGGUCUUCUCGCCGUCGGCGGGGUCUCGGGUAUCGCCGUCGGUUUCGCGGCGCAAAAACUCGUCAGCAACUGCAUCGGCGGUAUCUUAAUUUUCGUCACUCAGCCUUUCGUCGAAGGCGAUCACGUGCAAUUCGGAAGCAUUGAUGGACGCGUCGAAAUGGUCGGAUGGCACUCCACGCGGAUAGCAUCCAUCGACGAUGGAUAUUCUUACAUCGUCCCGAAUACAGAUGUUCUCGGCUCGGCGUUGAAGAAUAUUUCGCGACGCGAGUACGUGCCCAUCAAGCUUGCGAUUCCCUUCCCUGAUUACGUCAAGUCCAAGACUUCGAUGGAAACGUACGUAGCAGACGUCAAAAAGAUUGUAUUUGAUAAAGUUGACGACUGGAGCGUGCGCUCGCCCGUCGUCAACAUGGAAUUUGACGGGCUAACGCCAAAGAUUCGCAUCAAGGCGUUCAUCGACGGAUCCAAGGAAAAGAACAAAGCGUCUGAUCUGGAGGUGCAGUUGAUGGGAGCAAUCGUCGAGAAAAUGCAGCCGUCGAGUAGCGGUAGUGCAGCCUAGAAGAGUCGACCAGGAGACUGUCUCGCCGUGUGUACGGUUGUCGGAGCAGCCAUGCGACGGC